GGGUUUAAUAUAAUUAUUUAAUUUCGAUUCCCCAAAAAAACUUUGCCUCAUCAUCUUCGAACUGUUCCCACGUCCAUAGAGUUUUUCGAGGAGCUAGAGAAAGAGCGUUACCCAAGUGCUUCGUCUUCAUUCUCUUAACACUUAGGUCGCAAGGAGAAGCAGAAAAGAGAUCAGGUUCAUGGCUCCUGCAUUUGGCAAAUGUUUCAUGUUCUGCUGUGCUAAGACCUCCCCGGAAGGAGACGAAAUGGACACAGACUCGUACGAAGCCGCCAUUAAAGGACUCAAGGAUCUUCUCAGUAAAAAAGCGGAUCUUGGAAACGUAGCGGCCGCGAAGAUCAUAGCGUUGACGGAAGAGCUGAAGGAGAUUGAUUCAGACAACUCAGACGCGAUUUCACGAAUCAAGUCUGGUUUUACCCAUUUCAAAACUGAGAUAUACUUGAAGAAUGAUGCUCUGUUUAAUGAUCUUGCCAAGGGUCAGAGCCCAAAGUUUCUGGUAUUUGCUUGUUCGGAUUCUCGAGUUUGCCCAUCUCACAUCUUGAAUUUCAAACCUGGUGAGGCCUUUGUUGUCCGAAACAUUGCUAAUAUGGUUCCACCUUUUGACCAGAAAAGACACUCUGGAGUUGGUGCCGCCGUCGAAUACGCAGUUGUACAUCUCAAGGUGGAGAACAUUCUGGUGAUAGGCCAUAGCUGCUGUGGUGGCAUUAAGGGACUCAUGUCCAUUGAAGAUGAUGCUGCCCCUACUCAAAGUGACUUCAUAGAAAACUGGGUGAAGAUAGGUGCAGCAGCGAGGAACAAGAUCAAGGAAGAACAUAAAGACUUGAGCUAUGAUGAUCAAUGCAACAAGUGUGAGAAGCCUAAAGAAAUUAAGACCUAUUGUGUUUCAACCUCAAACAAAACUCCUAUUGAUACAAACAAAUUCAAAUACAAAGACCACUCUAGUACCAAUUCUGCUAAGCUGGAGAUGAGUACUGGUUCUCUUAAAAACGAUGACAUUUUUCACCAGUCUAUAUGA
Messenger RNA from Camelina sativa (false flax), 1012 nucleotides. RefSeq names its product beta carbonic anhydrase 4. Gene Ontology annotation, molecular function: zinc ion binding; carbonate dehydratase activity. Gene Ontology annotation, biological process: carbon utilization. The record is from RefSeq and is a predicted model, not a curated record. NCBI's taxonomy places the organism in Eukaryota, Viridiplantae, Streptophyta, Magnoliopsida, Brassicales, Brassicaceae.